AAACUACAAGCGAGCGAGUGGAAGUCAGUCAGUCAGUCAGUCAGCCAGUCAGGGGAAGAAGAAGCCAAAGCGGCGAGCCACCAGCAGAGAAAGUGAGAACGUCGUCGACGACGACGACGACGACGACGUCGAGGACGAGGUGGACACCGAAGAGAAGAAAGACGACGACGACAACGGCUGCGAGGAGCCCGAGAAGCACGAAGAGAAGGCGGCCUGUUCAGGGAGCUCGUGCCUCUGUAUACGUUAGUCGGGCUUUGAGUCAGCUUGCCUCGAAGGCAGUUUAUCUUUAGCGUUGGGGGCCUGACGGACUCCUCGGUGGAGCGCGCGAGGUAGCCGACUCGAGUCCCGAGACAGUGGAAAGUGCCUCGUUUAACCAUCCUGCGCGCCGACUAUUUAUUCAGCUCUGUUUAAGCACAAACUUUGUUUAUAUUCCAUUUAUUUCGAGCCAAUUCAUCGAUUCGAAAAGCUACGAGAGACCUUCCGGAGUCAGUGCGCUUGGCAGUUCCUUAAAGCUGGCUGGUUUGAAUUGAGCGGAAAAUCGUCGCGUAUACCAAUGUGAAAAUAAUAUCGAUCGUUGAAAGUGAUUUUUUCCGACCCUUAUGGGUCUGGAGUGCGCGAUUCAGUCGUCAACGAGCAGCCCUUUGAAGAACUCUCGAAAAACAGACCUCAAGGGGGUUUAAAGUUGAAGAAUUUCUUGCACGAAUGGCCAACGGAAACGUACGAAGAGCGCAUAUAAAAUGAUCAAAUGAGAGAGGCGCGAUGCGGGGGAGGAAACAAGCCGAUUAACGCUGUCGAAAGGAAGAAAAAUUCUUUUAGUGAUCGCACUUCAUUUCGUAUCGAAUAAAUAACUCAUUUAGGAAAGGAACGACGGAUCGAUGAUGCGGAGCAAGCGCGAUGAAGGCGUGCGAAUCGGUGCGAAAUUUAUAAUACUUCAAAAAUUCGGCGUUUUUCAAAAACGAGUUUAGUGCCUUGGCAUUAUUGAACCGACCGUUUGCUUCAUCGACGACGAAAAAACACUCGGACUAUUUGGACUCCCCGUUCGGGCGAUAUCAGACUUUUGGAUUAUUUGGAAGGAAAAAUAAAAAAAAAAAAAAAAAUCGACAAACAAAAUAGAAAUCGAGGCCCCGCGUACGAUGACGACGUUGAGAAAGUGCCGCUGGUUUCUGACCUUGGGAAUGAUAACUCUGUGGGUUGACAUCGCUCGCGGAUCAUCGAGCGGUCGCGCCGGGGACAUUGGCCUCCGAGCGCCAUUAGGAAAAUCGCCCGCGGCAGUGGGCGCGAUAUCGAGCGGCCUUGAGAGCAUUGCCAACCGAACGGAUCCGAAGGACGAACGGGUCGCGAGGGAAAGACGUUUCAUCCGUUUUCCGACGGGCCCCGGAGCCAUUUACGAAGGGCCCGGACCGACCGGGAGGAACAUCGCUUUCACUGGGAUCCGCUUCGCGCCUCAGCAUCCGCAGUAUCCGCCGUGGCGACAGCAGAAAUCUUCUUACUGGAGAUCGCCGCCGUCGUCCUCGUCCGCACCCAACGAAUAUCCCAGGCCGGUGAUGGCUCAUCGCACUCCGAGGCUCAUUUUCAGGGACGAUUUCCCAUCCUUGCCGACCGGUGGAGCCGGUGUCUCCUUCUUUCAGUCGAAUCAACUUCCCGAAUUGGACGAAGAUUAUCGAGAUUUUUUUCCAGACCACCGCAAGCCCAUUGCCAACGAUUUUCCAAGACUGGACACAGAAUCGCGGAAAGAGAGCAAAAGACCGCUGUGGGAAGGUGACGAUACUUUGUGCGCUGACGGACGGAGCUGUGAAUUUUUUCUUAAGUGCUGGAUGUCCGCCGGCCUUUUGGACGGCAGUUGUGGUGGGAUUAUGUACGCUUGUUGCCAUCGCAAAGACGCUAAAGCUAUUAGCUCAUCACCCGAUUAUAAUACUAUCACGAGCGAAUCGACCAGAGAUCAUUUACAGCCUCAGUUUCCACCGGAUAUCGACGCAUCGAAUAUCGAGCAUCGUUGUGGAAUAUCGACGACGAAACAAACGGCUCAGAGACGAAUAGUUGGCGGUGACGAAGCCGGCUUUGGAAGCUUUCCGUGGCAGGCUUACAUAAGAAUUGGGUCGAGUCGGUGUGGCGGAACGUUGGUCAACCGAUACCACGUGGUGACCGCUGGUCAUUGCGUUGCCAAGGCAACUGCUCGUCAAGUUCAAGUGACUCUUGGCGAUUACGUCGUCAAUUCAGCCUCGGAAACGCUGCCGGCUUACACUUUCGGUGUUCGCGAGAUCCGAGUCCAUCCCUACUUCAAAUUCACUCCCCAGGCCGAUCGGUUCGACGUCGCGGUACUGCGACUCGAUCGCCCGGUCCACUACAUGCCUCAUAUUUCUCCGAUCUGCCUGCCCGACAGAAACGAAGAUUUUUUGGGACAAUAUGGUUGGGCUGCGGGUUGGGGUGCUCUGCAAGCGGGAUCGAGGCUGAGGCCAAAAACUCUGCAAGCUGUCGACGUGCCAGUGAUCGACAACAGAGUCUGUGAGAGGUGGCAUCGAUCGAAUGGCAUCAACGUUGUUAUUUACGACGAGAUGAUGUGUGCUGGAUAUCGAGCAGGGGGCAAAGACUCGUGUCAAGGCGAUAGCGGAGGUCCACUGAUGCUGGAGAAAACGGGACGAUGGUACUUGAUUGGAAUCGUAUCGGCAGGAUAUUCCUGCGCUCAGCCAGGACAGCCAGGAAUUUAUCAUCGUGUCGCAAAAACGGUUGAUUGGAUAACUUACGUUAUAAAUUCGUAGCUCAGUGAAAGCGCGCGGUGAUUCAUAAGUGAGAGGAGCCCCGAGAAGAUAAAAUUCUUUCGGGGUUAUUUCGAUUCCGCCCAAUCCUUCGACAACGAGAAAAAAAAAAAACGGUCGAAAGGGCAAACAUACGUGAGCAAAAUGAGUGAUUCUUUAUUAAUGACACGACGAUAUUUAUUACUUUUCGAUUUUUUACUUGUCCGCGUGCGAAUGUGCGAAUGUGUGAACGACUGUUUUAUCCAGAGCAUGAAUUCGGAUGGAAAAUUGGCCUGUUGAUACGUCGCCGAAUCAACUUUCGUUGUAAAAAAAGGGACCAACUGUUUAGGCAUUAAUGUGAUACAUCCGUUGUGUAAAUAUUUAACGUCACAUAUCUUUACAUGUUUUUAUAUCUAUUUUAUUGUCAGUAUAAUUAUUUUUAUCCAAGAUAAUAAAUUAUGACGCAUUAAUUAAAUCGCGACGAGUGUUGAUGAAUUCUGUUGAAAUUCACACUCUGUCGAUUCAUCGACGAAGCAGUACUUUUUCUUUCUCGUUUCAAAUAUCUUUCUUUAAUUUACGUGUGUUUUUGUUUAUUUAUAUUUAUUAUUUGUAUCAAAUAAACACGACUUU
Messenger RNA from Venturia canescens, 3362 nucleotides. Its product is annotated as serine protease 33-like. Bases 1134 to 2756 code for a protein of 540 amino acids. The transcript has 10 exons. Gene Ontology annotation, biological process: proteolysis. Gene Ontology annotation, molecular function: serine-type endopeptidase activity. NCBI's taxonomy places the organism in Eukaryota, Metazoa, Arthropoda, Insecta, Hymenoptera, Ichneumonidae. The record is from RefSeq and is a predicted model, not a curated record.